GCACGGCGGGCGCGCGCUCCCACGCGGGCACGCGCGUCCCGGCGCCCCGCUCCCCCGCGCGCGCUCCGUCUGUUUUUCCCGGUUGCUUUCGCUCUCACACUCUGAAAUAGGUCAAGGGGUGGAAUUUACACCAGGUACGGCCCCCGGCUCUGAUGCAAAAGCGGCUCUCUCUCCCCGGCUCCGGGAGAGCCUUGCAACUAGUCGGUUCCCUAGAGCCUCCCGCCCCCAUUCCGUGCCGAGAGCGCCGGCGACCGUGGCGCGGACAAUAGUCUGCGGAGGGGAGCCGCGGCGAGCCUCGCGCCCACCCUAGUUCCGCCGGCCCUGCGCCCGCCCUCCCCCAGCACACCCGGAGGAGGGGGCGCGACGGGUCGCUUCGCGCGCUCGGGUCCCCGCGCCCGGGGUCUGACCGCCUAGGUGAGUUCGUGCUCUUCCCCCGCCGUUCCGGUCGCCGAGAGUGACCUGUUUACCUUGAAAACUUAGACGUGAGCAAAACGGGCGAGGGUGCCCUGCCGUAGGGGGUUGCGGGGUGCGCUUCAGAGGCGAACACCCGAUCCAUCAGAGCUCAAGAGCUGCAGGGGACAUGUUCAGUGUCUUAAAGGGCCUGUGUUCCUUUCGGAGACUCAUGCAAAGUGCGUCAUCACGUGAAGGACCUCGCUGUGGAUUUCACUCGACUACUUUUCAUUUACAUUCCACACUGACAAAGUCAUGGGCAAAACCUGUCACUCUCCAAGGGUAAAAACUGCCGUGCUUCACAAAGGCAAGAAGUAAUUUUCCUGUAAUCACAAGAUGACUCAGGAUGGAUCAUGAGGCUGCCCAGCUGGAGAAGCAGCACGUGCAUGAUGUGUAUGAGAGCACCGCACCUUACUUCGGUGACCUGCAGAGCAAAGCUUGGCCUCGUGUCCGCCAGUUCCUCCAGGAGCAGAAGCCCGGCAGCCUCAUCGCUGACAUAGGUUGUGGGACUGGAAAGUAUCUUAAAGUGAACAGCCAGGUGUAUGCCCUGGGCUGUGACUACUGCGGGCCAUUGGUGGAGAUCGCCCGGAGUAGAGGAUGUGAAGUCAUGGUAUGUGACAACCUCCAUCUCCCCUUCCGGGAUCAGGGCUUGGAUGCCAUCAUCUCCAUAGGAGUCAUACAUCAUUUUUCUACAAAACAAAGAAGAAUCAGAGCAAUAAAAGAAAUGGCCAGGGUCUUAGUUCCUGGAGGCCAGCUGAUGAUUUACGUGUGGGCCAUGGAACAAAAGAACAGGCACUUUGAGAAGCAAGAUGUGCUCGUUCCGUGGAACAGGGCCUUAUGCUCGCGGCUUCUCUCAGACCCCAGCCAGCCGGGGAGAAAGCCAUGUGCACAUCCGGAAAGAAGCCAUCCCUACCAUCCUCCGUGCUCGGUCUGUAGCUGUUCUGUUUGUUUUAAAGAGCAGGGUCAUUCACAGCGGUCCCACAGCAUGGACUACGAGCCCCUGAUGGCUGGAACGUGUUGUGCAGAUAUUUCUAAGGAAGGGGAGGAAGAAAAUGGAUUCUCUAACAUGUUAGGAAAAUCUUUUCGCUCCUGGUUUUUCUCUAGGUCUUUGGAUGAAUCAACUCUGAGGAAGCAAAUUGAAAGAGUGAGACCCUUGAAAAAUACAGAAGGUUGGGCCAAUAGCACUGUAUCCAUCCAGCCUUCCAGACACUCCAGUUUAGACUUAGGACACCAAGAACCCCUUUCAACAAGAGAGCAAAGUUUAGAUGAAGACGUGUUUGUGGAAGCGUCUCAGAAACAACUGGAGUGGCCGAGAGCACCAGCCGCAAGGAAACAUCUACGUGGGGACCAACAAGGAGAAGUGAGGAGAAAUGGAGAUGGGAAUUUUCUGGAAGGCGCCAAUACAAGUGAGAACAGCGUGAAUGAGGAUGAUGCGGAGGAAGGUCACCCUUCUGCUGGUAAAACCCUGAGAAGGAUUUCUGCACUUGACUCCACAGAUUCCAACUCGGAGGAGACGAUUCCUGUUGAAGAACAACAGCCCGGCAUUUUGGAUUCUAGAGCCUUUAUGCGGUACUACCACGUGUUUCGAGAAGGCGAGCUCUAUGGCCUGCUGAAGGAGCACGUGGCGGAGCUGCAUGUUCUGAGCUCGGGGAAUGAUCAUGGCAACUGGUGUGUCAUUGCCGAGAAGAAGGACAACUGUGACUGACUGGGUCAUUUUAGACAAUUCCUCCAAAAGGUGAACCAUGUUCUUUUCACUGGGUUUGGUACAUGGUUACCUGAAUUUGUGUCCAAUUUUGUUAUUUUUAAUCCAUUUAUGCUUUGGUUUGUAGAGAUGAUGAAUCGGUCAUCUAGUAAGUUUCUGGAUGAACAGAGAGCCUGGCAUGUAAAGCAUUUGACAAAGGGUAUUCGUAAAUUAUUAAUAUAAGAGAACUAAAGGAGUAAUAGGAAAUGAACAUCAGUACGGAUGGGAUCUCCUUUUCCCUGCAAGGUGAAAUUUUUAUGAGGAUACAUGUAUGUCAUUUGUCAGUAUUAGAUGCUGAUUUUAACAGGUUCUGUUGUUGACUUUUUAUUACUAUUGAAGUUGAGUCAACGUAAAAUGUUAUAUUGAUUUCAGGUGUACAGCGUAGUGAUUUGACAAUUCCAUACAAGAUUCCAUUUUCAUUUUUAUAAUGAAGGGGGUGGGUGAGUUAUGCUUCUCAGAUUACACUGUAGAUCCACAUGCAAGAUAACAGGGAAACUGUUCCACUGUGCAGAUGUAAACUGAAUCACGUGAUACAUUAAUCGGUUGCCGAGGCCUUGCUCUUACUUCAAGUCCUUCAAAAAGUGAGAGAUGGUGGACAGAGAUAAGAGGUGUCACAAGGACUUUUCUAAAUGAUAAGCAGACUUACUUCCAAAUGUAUAAACAACAAGGUUUUCAAUGUUGCAAGGAAGGCUUUUAAAAGCACUAGGGGUGUGUAGAGAGUGGUGGGUAUAGGUACUAGGCACGUGGCAAGUACCCGGGUGGUAUUUUCAUGACCUCAUUGAAAGCAGGAAUGUCUGGUUAAGAUAAGACCAAGACUGACUAAUGAGGAGUUUUCAUCUAGAGUGAUGCUUUUCUUAUGA
Mustela erminea (ermine) is the source of this 3051-nucleotide messenger RNA. RefSeq names its product tRNA methyltransferase 9B (putative) (gene TRMT9B). Gene Ontology annotation, biological process: tRNA wobble uridine modification. The record is from RefSeq and is a predicted model, not a curated record. Lineage: Eukaryota; Metazoa; Chordata; Mammalia; Carnivora; Mustelidae. Gene Ontology annotation, molecular function: tRNA binding; S-adenosylmethionine-dependent methyltransferase activity. Gene Ontology annotation, cellular component: nucleus; cytoplasm. Bases 797 to 2155 code for a protein of 452 amino acids. The transcript is spliced from 5 exons.